AUGAUCUUCCAACAACCCGUUGAGGAUCUGAUCGUCGAAAACGAUCGCGUAGUGGGCGCCGUCACCCAAAUGGGCCUGAAAUCCGCGCCAAGGCGGUGCGGCGGCCGCGCCGGGGAUCCUCCUUCAAUCUCGCUGUCGCAGCGCCUGCGAGACUGCCGCUGGCGGUUAACGCUUGAAAACCGGUACGCCGCCGCGCAUCGACGCUCGCACUAUCGAUUCAGCGUACUGGCGCCACAACACGGCGAUACGCCGUUGCCGGUAUUCUCGUUCUUGGGCGAUGCUAGCCAGCACCCGGAACAAAUGGCGUGCUACAUCACCCAUACCAAUGAAAAAACCCAUGACGUGAUCCGCAAUAACCUCGAUCGCAGCCGAUGUAUGCCGGGAUCAUCGAAGGGAUCGGCCCACGUUUACUGCCCGUCGAUCGAAGACAAGGUCAUGCGCUUUGCCGAUCGCAACGCGCACCAGAUCUUCCUCGAACCGGAAGGCCUGACCAGCAACGAGAUUUACCUAACGGGAUCUCCACCAGCCUGCCGUUCGACGUGCAGAUGCAGAUCGUCCGUUCGAUGGAAGGCAUGCAGAACGCGCAUCAACGGCACUACCGGGUAUGAAGAAGCCGCUGCGCAGGGCCUGCUGGCCGGUUUGAACGCCGGGCGCUUCGCCGACGAACAGGAAGGCUGGGCACCACGUCGCGAUCAGGCUUAUCUGGGCGUGCUGGUGGACGAUCUCAGCACCCUCGGCACCAAAGAACCGUACCGGAUGUUUACCUCAGCGCCGGUAUCGUCUGAUGCUGCGCGAAGACAACGCCGAUCUCCGCCUGACGGAAAAGGCCGUGAACUGGGCCUGGUGGACGAUGUGCGUUGGGCGCGUUACAGCGAGAAGCUGGAGCGAAUCGAACGCGAACGUCAGCGCCUGCGCGACAUCUGGAUGCACCCGCACGCCGAGAACGUCGAACAGGUCAAUGCGCUGCUGAAGCGCCGUUGUCGCUUGACCGGCACCGACGUCUUCGCGCCGCCGCUGGACGACGUACAAGCUGCCGAACAGGUCGAGAUCCAGGUCAAAUACGAAGGCUACAUCGCUCGCCAGCAGGAAGAGAUCGAAAAACAGCAGCGCAACGAGAAUACCGUGCUGCCGUUGAUCUCGAUUACCGUCAGGUUCGGGGCUGUCGAACGAGGUGAUCGCCAAGCUGAACGAUCACAAACCGAACUCCAUCGGCCAGGCUUCGCGUAUCUCCGGCAUUACGCCGGCGGCGAUCUCGAUUUUGCUGAUCUGGCUGAAAAAGCAGGGACUGCUGCGCCGCAGCGCAUAAAUCUCGCAUCCAGGCGGCCGUUUGUUCAUCCCGUAGCCAAACGGCCGCUGACAUCACUUGCGCCCUGA
Molecule: messenger RNA, 1374 nt
Organism: Nilaparvata lugens (brown planthopper)
Lineage: Eukaryota; Metazoa; Arthropoda; Insecta; Hemiptera; Delphacidae
Product: tRNA uridine 5-carboxymethylaminomethyl modification enzyme MnmG-like
Exons: 4
Coding region: 1-1374 (457 amino acids)
Biological process (GO): tRNA methylation; tRNA wobble uridine modification
Cellular component (GO): cytosol
Molecular function (GO): protein binding; flavin adenine dinucleotide binding
Source: RefSeq, a predicted model, not a curated record